Molecule: messenger RNA, 2227 nt
Organism: Carassius gibelio (silver crucian carp)
Lineage: Eukaryota; Metazoa; Chordata; Actinopteri; Cypriniformes; Cyprinidae
Gene: ftr83
Product: finTRIM family, member 83
Exons: 7
Coding region: 92-1810 (572 amino acids)
Molecular function (GO): zinc ion binding; protein binding
Source: RefSeq, a predicted model, not a curated record
UAUAACAUUCUGUGGUGGCACUUUAGACUCACUUUUCCUGUCUCGCACACGAAGGCGCGUUUCCUUUUGUCAGAUCUUUUGGGAUCUAACCAUGUCGCUUGACCAGGACCUCUGUUACCUCUGCAAGGAAGAUCUCAGGGACCCUGUUUCCAUCCCAUGCGGUCACAUUUUCUGCUCUGUCUGUAUCAAGACCUACUGGGAUCAUGCAGACAACACUGGACAGUACCUGUGUCCCCAGUGCAGGGUCGCCUACAAUAAGAGGCCCAAUCCACGCCGCCUUCAGUCCUCACGCCAUUCAUCUUCAUCCCUCAGAAACUCUGACUCUCUCCCACCGGACCCUCCGGCCCCUGACUACAACUAUGCGGGACCCCAGGACGUGGGAUGUGACAUCUGCAUCGGGAAGAAGCUCAAAGCUGUCAAGUCUUGUCUGAUGUGUCUUGCUUCCUACUGCGAGAAGCACUUGAAGCCCCAUUACGAAUCAUCCACCUUCAAACGACACAAGUUGGUCGAUGAGAUCGGACACCUUGAUCGUCAGAUCUGCCCACAGCACCAGAAAGGUCUGGAGCUUUAUUGCCGGACGGACCAGAUGUGUAUCUGCGUGUUGUGUACGGUGAAAGAGCACAAGGGCCACGACAUGGUGUCCGCUGAACAGGAAAGGGCGGAAAUGCAGCAACGGUUGGGCGCCACCCAAGCUGAGAUCCAGGAAAAGAUUCAUGAUAGAGUGAAGCAAAUGGAAGAAUUAAAACAAGCUGUGGAUGCACUCAAGAGUUCAGCACAACGGGCUUUGCAGGAGAGUGAAAAGCUGUUUGGUGACAUGCUUCAUUCCAUUGAAAGAAUGCAACAGGAAAUGACCAAACUCAUCUCGACCAAUAAGAAGGCUGCACUUAACACUGCUGAAGGCCACAUGGAGCGUCUGGGCCAAGAAAUUACUGACCUGAAGAGAAGAGACAAUGAGCUGACACAACUCUCUCGCACUGAGGACCACAUUCAUUUCAUCCAGAGUUACCAUAUGCUGAUUGCCCAGACUGAUGCCGAGGAGCUGCCCUCUGUUACUGUGAACCCUUACUUCUCCUUUGGCGCUGUUACCAAAACCGUCUCUGAGAUGAAACAACAUCUAAAUGAGUUCAGCAAUGAAGAGCUGGUCAAGGUGGCAAAGACAGUGAACAAAAUGCCAUUCUGCCAGCUAGAGGACCGUAAGAAGAAAAGGUCUGCGAAGUCUGAUGAAAUUGACAUGUACAAGAGUCCCAGCAACACUCCCCGGACAAGGGACGAGUUCCUCCAGUAUGCCUGCCAGCUAACUCUGGACCCCAACACAGCAUAUAAACAGCUCUACCUCUCCAGAAACAAUAGGAAAGCAACACUAAAGAAAGACCCUCAGUCUUACAAUGACAGCAACCAGAGAUUUGACUGCCUGCCCCAGGUCUUGUGCAAAGAGCCGCUUUCAGGAGGUGCCUACUACUGGGAGGUGGAGUGGAGCGGAGAGGGAGCCUCCAUUGGUGUGGCUUUUAAAGGCAUCAAGAGAACAGGUUACGGAGACUCAGCUCGUAUUGGCUACAACCGCAAGUCCUGGAGUCUCUUCUGCUCUGACUCCAGCUACUCAGCUCGACACAACAAAGACCAGGUUGAGAUUAACGCACCCUACUCUUCCCGUAUCGGGGUGUUUCUGGACUGCGCAGGAGGCACUCUUUCGUUCUACACCGUGUCUGAGUCUAUGUCACUUAUUCAUCAGUUUAAAGCCUCUUUCAGUGAGCCAGUAUAUCCUGGCUUCUGGGUGUGGUAUGAGUCUGCUAUUACUAUUUGUCAGUUAUAAAUGGGGGAUAUGUGGGCAUUUCUACCAGCUUUUUAAAAAUGAGUUUAAAAUAUAUUUUUGUUUUUUGUUUUUAAUUGAAAGCCUGUACAAUGUGAAGCUGAUUACAGUUACAGUUUUGUUUAAACUGAAGGUUUUAAUCUAUAAUAUAAAGUAAUAUUUUAGUGUUUAUAUAAUUUUUUUUCUUUUACAAAUUUGCAAAAAAUAAAAAAGUUGCAAAUAAUUAUAAGAAAUAUUUAAAUAAGUUUUUAAUAUUGUGAAGCUGAUUUCUAAUAACUUUAAUGUCAUGUUGUGUCCAUCUGUGUGAUUAUCCUUUUAAUUAAUAUGAAGUUUAAUCAGGUAAGAAUCUUUUUACAGUCUUGAUUUAUGUGGGUAAUUUUAUCUGCAUUAAUAAUGACAUAAUAAAAGUCUCUUUCAAAA